CGAGCUGUGGAAUAGCUUCUAAAGAGAGGCUGUAUCUACUCUAAAAGAGAUAACCCAGACUUAGAGACAAUUAACUUAAAAUUUGAGUUAGUGAUCAUAAAUAUAUCUCUUUCCCCCUAUCUUAUUGGUUAAUUUUCUGAUUCAUGGUCAUUAUUUGAAAAGCCACAGAAUUUCUUGCUCAAUAUCUAUCCUUACCAGUUUCCACAGGCUAUACUAGUAUAUAAGACUCAGCUGUUCCUUUCUCUGCAUGAUAUUGAAUUGACUUCAUCAGAGCACAGACCUUAGCUGCAGACAGUCCUCAUCGGCUUUCAGGCUGUCAUCAGUUUCACUAUGGAAUCUCUCAUUGCAGCAAACUCCAAAUUUUGCUUUGAUCUUUUUCAAGAGAUAAGCAAAAAUGAUGGUGCUAAGAACAUUUUCUUCUGUCCUCUGAGCCUCUCAGCUGCCCUUGGCAUGGUCCGUCUCGGGGCCAGAAGUGAGAGUGCACAUCAGAUCGACCGGGUACUCCACUUUGAUGAACUUUCCCAGGAGAAAACCAAAACACCCGAUCCCUGUCUGAAAUACAAAGAGCAGGAGGCACUGGCUGACAGCCCUCCGGAAGGGCAGAAAGGAGCGACCAAACCUCCGACUCCACAGGUGGAGUCUUCAAAGGAUGGGAAUGAACUUCUCAGUUGCUACUUUGGGCAGCUUCUCUCCAAACUAGAUAGGAUCAAAUCUGAUUACACCCUGAGUAUUGCUAACAGGCUUUAUGGAGAGCAGGAAUUUCCAAUCUGUCCGGAGUACUUAGAUGGUGUGAUUCAAUUUUAUCACACAACGAUUGAAAGUGUUGACUUCCGGAAAGAUACUGAAAAGUCCAGACAAAAGAUUAACUUCUGGGUUGAAUCUCAAUCCCAAGGUAAAAUUAAGGAACUCUUCAGCAAGAAUACCAUUAACAAUGGGACUGUCCUGGUGCUGGUGAAUGCUGUUUACUUCAAAGCCAAAUGGGAAAAAUACUUUGAAGUUGGAAACACAGUUGAUGCACCUUUCUCUUUAAGCGAGAAUGAGAAGAAGACUGUGAAGAUGAUGAAUCAAAAGGGUAUGUUUAAAAUGGGCUUCAUAGAGGAGGUGAAUGCACAGAUCCUUGAAAUGCCGUACACCAAGGGCAAGCUCAGCAUGUUCGUCCUCCUGCCGUCUCCCUCUGCAGAUAACCUAAAGGGCCUACAGGAGCUUGAAAGAAACAUCACUUAUGAAAAAAUAGUGGCCUGGAGCAGUCCAGAAUAUAUGUCAGAAAAAAGAGUAGCUGUCUCCUUUCCCCAAUUCACCCUGGAAGACAGCUAUGAUCUCAACUCUAUUCUCCAAGACAUGGGCAUCACGGAUGUCUUCGAUGGAAAGAAGGCUGAUCUUACUGGAAUCUCUCCAAAUCCCAACACAACAAAAACCAAACCAUUUUCUUCUAUGGCAGGGUCUGCUCUCCUUGAAAAGGGCACAGUGUCUAGUACCUGGGAGCUGGAAGAAAACAGCAAUGUAAUCUUCCCAUAGCAUAACGUGGGCAUUUUUUGCUAAUAUCUAAAGCCGAUGGAAUUUCAUCACAGUGUCAUGUCCCCUUCUUCCAGCUUUUGGUCUGGGCUUGUCAUGCUCUUUCUCUCAACCUGUAGUUGAUUUUGUCUAAGUCCCUUAGUAUUGAAGGACCCUUGCUCCCUCUCUCACCUCUCACCACCCUGAGUUUUCAAGCAUAUAAAAAAUUCAACAUCUGGACCUGAAGGUCAACAUCAUUGAGAAUGAAAUUGACUUUAAGUUACUUACUUCAUUUUGAGGGAAUCAUGAAAGUUCAAAUCACUAGACCACUUCUAGGAAAUGACAAACUCAGAAACCACUUUAAUAUGGGUGACAAGAGAAAAUGUUUAUAUGGAAUGUAUUUUGGAAACUCAGCUCUGUUUCUAUGGCAGUUAAAAUUUUGGUGCAGUGGGCAAGAUGCAUCUUCCUCUUCCAUCUUCUAUUGUCCAAAGAUGUCCUGUAAGGGGCUUCUCACUUAGGAGGAAACAGGGCUUGGGGGUGGAUUUCAGCGAGAGCUCAAAGUUGUAAAAGUAUUUCAACCAGCAUUCAUUUUGCACAGAGAAUUUGUCUUGUGAACUUGACAUUGACCCAGGAGAGUGGCAAGUGAAUUUAAAAGAGAUUAGUCUCAGUUUUCCUCAUUGAGUCUCUGAGGCCAUCAUCAUGAAGCACUGCCCUCUGUCUCUUCUGUACCCUCUUCCCUUCCUCAGAGAGCAUUCUCCUAAAUAGCCAUCAUGAGGUGGGGGAGGGGAGCGCUUUUCACUGUGGAAAGCUGGGCUCCUCAUCCCCCUCUCCAUACUCUGUUCACAUGAACUUAUUUGUCCUCUCAAAGGUCUCAGGCCUGGGCCUGGGCACGAUGCAUGUGGAAUCUCUUGUCAGGAAGGCCACUGGCUCCAUAUCCAGCUCCAAUCUACUGAAAGCCCAAUGCCUGUUUGACUACAGGACCCGGGACCUUUGUUCUCUGAUGUGUCAGUUUGAGUUAUUGAUCUCUGCCUUAGCUGAAUGCAUGUCAGAGUGCCUCAGUCUUUUUUCUGUGAGGUGAACUUCUGGUCUUGGUGUGGCCCCACUUCCCUGCCUUGCCUUAUAUCCAUCUUCUUCCCAGUUGCCACCAUGUUGGUUACGUGUGGUGGUAGCAGCUUUUGCAGGUGAAGGUAGGUUAACUGCACAUGCUUUCAUGCUGCCCCACCCACCCAAAUUUUCUUCCACACUGGCAAUUUCUUUGUGCUGUGAGAGUCAAGUUCCAUGUUUUUCAUGCAGGCUGCAGAGCUCUUGCAAGUUCUUUACCCAUAAUUCAUAUCCCAUGGAUCAAAUUUACCUCAGAUAAUCAAAUACUUAGUGUCUCCUGUGGUUCCUUUUGGGGCUGAUGAUCUUGAGGGCUGAUUCCACACUGACCUGCAUCACCAUUGGACACUGAGCUGGAUAAUCAUAACCUAUACAUAGGGUUGGAAUUAUCUGGCAUUGUUUACAUGCUUAUCUUCUUUGGUGAAAAAAUCUUCCUAUUUGUAUUGUGAUUUCUCAAAAUUUUAAUCCCAAGGGAAAAAUAUAUCUGUUUACAAAAAUGAGAAAGAGUGAGACUCUUAAAUCUUUCUGUAAAUCAGUAAAAGCAUUCUUUAUGCAACUUUGAUUAAAAUGUUUCUUCUGAAUGAAUAAAAGCCCUUUUGUCAUUAAAAUAUGUACAGUGUAUUA
Molecule: messenger RNA, 3213 nt
Organism: Eptesicus fuscus (big brown bat)
Lineage: Eukaryota; Metazoa; Chordata; Mammalia; Chiroptera; Vespertilionidae
Gene: SERPINB12
Product: serpin family B member 12
Exons: 9
Coding region: 331-1515 (394 amino acids)
Biological process (GO): negative regulation of endopeptidase activity
Molecular function (GO): serine-type endopeptidase inhibitor activity
Source: RefSeq, a predicted model, not a curated record